GUCGUCGCCGCCAUUUUCCCAGAGCGAGAAGCAGUGACACUGAGCGGGCGCAGGGGGCCGAGUCGGAGACCGAGCUUGAGUCUGGGAGCGGCCACUGAGGGGGCACAGACACUCCGAUCAGCCUCGCCGUCGCCUCCGCUUUCCCGUGGACCGUCUGGGAGAACCCUCCCCGACCCCGGCUCCGGGCGAAGAGGCUGCGCGCUGCUGUUUGGGGAGGGAGUGUGUGGAACCGGUCCCGCGUCUGCAGUGGCUGCUGUCGGGGGGGUCGCCGGGUCGCCGAGGUGCCGAGACACUCCUGGGGGGCCGAGCAGAUAACGGGGUCCGGGCGUCUGGUGUGUGCACACCCCAGGGUUUGUGGAUGCACUUAGAUGUUUGCAAUGAGCACUGUGGCUGGCAUGCCCCAGUGUUUUGGAUACCAAUGCAUAGGACUCCAUAGUAAUCGAAUUUACCAGAGGCGAACGUCAUGAGCAUAGUGAUCCCAUUGGGGGUUGAUACAGCAGAAGCAUCAUACUUGGAAAUGGCUGCAGGCUCAGAACCAGAAUCCGUAGAAGCUAGCCCUGUGGUAGUUGAGAAAUCCAACAGUUAUCCCCACCCGUUAUAUACCAGCAGCUCCCAUCAUUCACACAGUUACAUUGGUUUGCCCUAUGCGGACCAUAAUUAUGGUGCUCGUCCUCCUCCAACACCUCCAGCUUCCCCUCCUCCAUCAGUUCUUAUUAGCAAAAAUGAAGUAGGCAUAUUUACCACUCCUAAUUUUGAUGAAACUUCCAGUGCUACUACAAUCAGCACAUCUGAGGAUGGAAGUUAUGGUACUGAUGUAACCAGGUGCAUAUGUGGUUUUACACAUGAUGAUGGAUACAUGAUCUGUUGUGACAAAUGCAGUGUUUGGCAACAUAUUGACUGCAUGGGGAUCGACAGGCAGCAUAUUCCUGAUACAUAUCUAUGUGAACGUUGUCAGCCUAGGAGUCUGGAUAAAGAGAGGGCAGUGCUACUACAACGCCGGAAAAGGGAAAAUAUGUCAGAUGGUGACACCAGUGCAACAGAGAGUGGUGAUGAAGUCCCUGUGGAGCUGUACACUGCAUUCCAGCACACACAAACCUCAGUUGCUUUAACUGCGUCCAGAGCUUCCACAGGCAGUGAUAAACGAAGGAAAAAGAGUGGGGAGAAGGAGCAAAACAUCUCAAAAUGUAAAAAGGCCUUUCGUGAAGGAUCUAGAAAGUCAUCAAGAGUUAAGGGUUCAGCUCCAGAAAUUGAUCCUUCAUCUGAUGGUUCAAAUUUUGGAUGGGAGACAAAAAUCAAAGCAUGGAUGGAUCGCUAUGAAGAGGCAAAUAAUAACCAGUAUAGUGAGGGUAUUCAGAGGGAGGCACAAAGAAUAGCUCUGAGAUUAGGCAAUGGAACUGACAAAAAAGACAUGAAUAAAGCAGAAAUGAACAUCAAUAAUUUACUCUUCAAACCUCCUGUAGAGAGCCAUAUUCAAAAGAAUAAGAAAAUUUUGAAAUCUGCCAAAGAUUUGCCUCCAGAUGCACUUAUCAUUGAAUACAGAGGGAAGUUUAUGCUAAGAGAACAGUUUGAAGCAAAUGGAUAUUUCUUUAAAAGACCAUAUCCUUUUGUUUUAUUCUAUUCUAAAUUUCAUGGGCUAGAAAUGUGUGUUGAUGCCAGGACUUUUGGGAAUGAGGCUCGAUUCAUCAGGCGCUCUUGUACACCCAAUGCAGAGGUGAGGCACGAAAUUGAAGAAGGAACCAUACAUCUUUAUAUUUAUUCUAUCCAGAGUAUUCCAAAGGGUACUGAAAUUACUAUUGCCUUUGAUUUUGACUAUGGAAACUGUAAGUACAAGGUGGAUUGUGCAUGCCUCAAGGAAAAUCCAGAGUGUCCUGUUCUGAAACGUAGUUCUGAAUCCACGGAAAACAUCAAUAGUGGUUAUGAGACUAGAAGGAAAAAGGGAAGAAAAGACAAAGAUAUUUCAAAGGAAAAAGAUACACAAAAUCAGAAUAUGACUUUGGAUUCUGAAGGAACAACCAACAAAAUAAAGAGCUCAGAAACAAAACAAAGAAAGCUUUCUCCACUGAGAUUAUCAGUAUCAAAUAAUCAGGAACCAGAUUUUAUUGAUGACAUAGAAGAAAAAACUCCUAUUAGCAAUGAAGUAGAAAUGGAAUCAGAGGAGCAGAUUGCAGAAAGAAAAAGGAAGAUGACAAGAGAAGAAAGGAAAAUGGAAGCAAUUUUGCAAGCUUUUGCCAGACUUGAAAAAAGAGAGAAGAGAAGAGAACAAGCGUUAGAAAGGAUCAGCACAGCCAAGACGGAAAUCAAAGCUGAGUGUAAAGAUGCACCGAUUGCCAGCGAUGCUGAGGUCAAUCAGGAACAAGCAAAAGAAGAAACUGCUAACAAGCCAACCCCUGCCAAAGUCAAUAGAACCAAACAGAGAAAAAGCUUUUCUCGUAGUAGGACUCACAUUGGACAGCAGCGCCGGAGACACAGAACGGUCAGCAUGUGCUCCGAUAUCCAGCCGUCUUCUCCCGACAUUGAGGUCACAUCACAACAAAAUGAUGUUGAAAAUACUGUGCUGGUAAUAGAACCAGAGACUGAAACCGCAGUAGCAGAAAUAAUCACUGAAACUGAAGUUCCAGCACUUAAUAAAUGUCCUACGAAGUACCCCAAAACAAAGAAGCACCUGGUCAGUGAAUGGUUAAGUGAAAAGAAUGAGAAGACAGGGAAACCUUCAGACAGCCUUUCGGAAAGGCCUCUGCGCAUAACUACAGAUCCUGAAGUGUUAGCCACACAGCUCAACUCCCUACCGGGCCUCACGUACAGCCCCCACGUAUACUCCACUCCCAAGCAUUACAUUAGGUUUACUUCGCCCUUCCUCUCAGAAAAAAGGAGAAGGAAAGAACCUACUGACAACGCUUCUGGCUCAUGUAAAAAGCGAUGGUUGAAACAGGCUCUGGAAGAAGAAAAUUCAGCAAUUUUGCAUAGAUUCAACUCACCCUGUCAAGAAAGAUCCAGAAGUCCUAUAAUCAAUGGUGAAAAUAAAAGCCCACUACUAUUAAAUGAUGGCUGUUCCCUUCCAGAUUUAACAACACCACUAAAAAAAAGAAGACUGUAUCAAUUGCUAGAUUCUGUUUACUCAGAAACCUCCACACCUACUCCUUCACCGUAUGCCACACCAACCCAUGCAGACAUUACUCCUACGGACCCAUCAUUUGCCACUCCUCCACGGGUAAAGUCAGACGAUGAAACCUGUAGAAACGGUUACAAACCCAUAUAUUCACCAGUCACCCCCGUAACCCCAGGCACACCAGGAAACACCAUGCACUUUGAGAAUAUUUCUUCCCCAGAAAGUUCUCCAGAAAUAAAGAGACGCACUUACAGUCAAGAGGGAUAUGACAGAUCUUCAACCCUGUUAACAUUGGGGCCUUUCAGAAAUUCCAGCUUAACAGAGCUGGGCCUGCAAGAAAUAAAGACUGUUGGUUACGCCAGCCCGCGGGGCAGGGCCGAGGCCGUGCGGCCGGGCCUCGGCGAGAAGGAGCCCGCGUCGGAUCUCCACCUGGGGCUGGACUCAGGCGAGCCAGCUGCCGCCUUGCUGAAAACCAUGGAGGCGCCUGUUCUCGACAGGCCCGAGCCCUCCGGCCCCCUGGACUCCACCCAGCCAGGACGGGGCGCACUGUACUCGUCCUGGGUGAAGAGUCCCGACCGGAGCGGCGUGAGCUUCUCCCUGAAUUCCAACCUCAGGGACCUGACGCCCUCGCACCAGCUGGAGGUCGGUGGCGGCUUCCGAGUAAGUGAGCCCAAGUGCCUGACGCAGGAGGACGCGAGAGCCGCAUUCAUGGACACAGCUGUGUUCUGUUCCUCUGAAGACGGGCUCGGCUCUGGCUUUGGACGGACCGCGCACGACAAUUUGAUCGAUGGGAACUGCACACCUCAGAAUCCACCACAGAAGAAAAAGGUCUCCCUCCUAGAGUACCGGAAGAGGCAGCGGGAAGCUCGGAAGAGCGGCUCCAAGAGUGACAGCUUCCCGCUCCUCAGCACGCUGCCGGGCGCCACCGGGAGCCUGGGCAGUGAGGGCUGCACACAGGGCAGUGGAGGCGGGGAGCAGGUGGAACCCAGUGCCGGCCCCCCUCUAUCCGCUCCCGCAGCAGCGUCCAACGCUGCUGAAGAGGCUGGCAACGACUGUCCCGCCAAGGAUGCUGCUGCCGGUGACAAGAGCGAACCAGAAGUGCAGUGGACGGCCUCCACCUCAGUGGAACAAGUGAGAGAGAGGAGCUACCAGAGAGCUUUGCUGCUCAGCGACCACAGGAAGGACAAAGACAGUGGGGCAGAAUCACCAUGUGUCUCAUGUUCACCGAGCCAUGUUCAGCCCUCACCUUCAUCUCAUUCAAAUCACAUUCCCCAGUUGCAAGCUAAGGGCCUCGGCCCUCUCAGUGAACUCGUGGAAGACCCCGAUCCUGAAAAUCCAGAACCCACAACCACACAUGAAUGUCCAUCCCCAGAUACUUCUCAGAGCACUUGUAAAAGCCCUUCAAAAGUGAACAAGCCUGGCUCCCCGGGACCCGGGACCCCCGCGCAGCAGCAGCAGCAGCACGCCAAGCCACUGUCCAAGCCCGAGCCCCCCUGGGAGGCGGCGGAGGCCGAGCUCGGCGCCCCGCUCCGGCCAGAGCCGCCCAAGCCAGCGGCGAGCAGCGCCCCGGGCCCCGCCGCGCCGCCCUACCCCGCGCCGGCCGCGCACCACAGCGCCCUAGGAGCCGGGCCCCAGCACCAGCCGUCUGCCUCAGGGCCACACUGUCCCCUCUCCGUCGCGGGUCCUCAUCUCCAGCCCCAAGGACCAAACAGUAUUCCAACGCCGUCUGCCUCGGGGUUCUGCCCGCACCCCGGCCCAGUGGCCUUGCCGCACGGGGUGCAGGGACCUCAGCAGGCGUCGCCGGUGCCCGGGCAGAUCCCCAUUCACAGAGCACAGUUAACUUUGAGGAAGUGCAGAACAAAAACUGUGCAACCCAGAGAAGGAAAAUCAUUUUCUCAUUCAUGGAAAGAAGACAAGAAAGCUGGUAAAGUUCAUGUAGCCACACAUCAAGCUGCCUAUGGAAUGGAUGUGAUCACUGUCACCUUCGAGCUGUGA
Octodon degus (degu) is the source of this 5101-nucleotide messenger RNA. RefSeq names its product lysine methyltransferase 2E (gene Kmt2e). The transcript is spliced from 29 exons. Lineage: Eukaryota; Metazoa; Chordata; Mammalia; Rodentia; Octodontidae. Gene Ontology annotation, molecular function: protein binding. The coding region runs from base 464 to 5101 and encodes 1545 amino acids. The record is from RefSeq and is a predicted model, not a curated record.